UAGAGGAGCGAGUCAGUGAAGUUCUAGAAGAGAAGUCUGUCCCUACUGGCAGUGAUGGCUUCAAUUAAAGACACUUGUCCUAUCUUACCUAAGCUUGCCAACAGUUGCUGUGAUGAGAGUUCAUACAAGCCUUCUAAUAAGUGUAAUGAGGUUCAUUUGCCACGGUUUUCAUUAAAGCAAGGGAUGAUCCCAAGACAUUACGUUAUGCCUUGGAAAGAAAACAUGAAAUUCAGGAAUGUGAAUCUGAAGCACGCAGAAGUGUGUGGGAUCCACGCUGGUCCUCUAGAAGACUCUCUGUUUUUGAAUCACAGCGAAAGGCUUUGCCAUGGGGAAGAUCGGGAAGUUGUCUUGAAGAAAGGCCCACCAGAAAUAAAAAUUGCUGAUAUGCCUCUGCAUUCCCCGCUCUCCAGAUACCAAAGCACUGUGAUCUCCCACGGCUUCAGGAGGAGACUGGUCUAAGGAUGGAAAAAUAAAGUAUCAGAGUAUUUCAACCCCAAUCUCUCUUCUCCCCAUAAAUUUAAGCCCGUUGCACAAUUAUAUUUCACCUACAGAUUCACCUUUUUUAAAGGCUAAAAUAAAAGUCAAUUGUACUCUU
Lutra lutra (Eurasian river otter) is the source of this 595-nucleotide messenger RNA. It is a transcript of the gene SPMIP10, whose product is annotated as testis expressed 43. The coding region runs from base 55 to 459 and encodes 134 amino acids. The record is from RefSeq and is a predicted model, not a curated record. The transcript is spliced from 3 exons. Lineage: Eukaryota; Metazoa; Chordata; Mammalia; Carnivora; Mustelidae. Gene Ontology annotation, biological process: flagellated sperm motility.